This is a messenger RNA of Capsella rubella, 482 nucleotides long. RefSeq lists its product as uncharacterized. The coding region runs from base 91 to 465 and encodes 124 amino acids. The record is from RefSeq and is a predicted model, not a curated record. The transcript has a single exon. NCBI's taxonomy places the organism in Eukaryota, Viridiplantae, Streptophyta, Magnoliopsida, Brassicales, Brassicaceae.
CUUUCUCUUGACAUCUCUCUCUUUUCUCAACUCCUCUGUUCCAAGAAGAUUUAAACCUUCAUAUUCAACUUCGAUACACCAAUACAGAAAAUGCAAAUGCUAAGAACCCUAAGCACGAGGACAAGGAGCCGUCGCAGCGGAUACGAGCGUGUAAGCGAUGAUUCCACUUUUAGCUUACUCGGAGCAAAGCUAAGGAGGUCAACUAGUGUUCCAUACUAUGCUCCAUCGAUACGACUUGGUGGAGAUCUUCCUGUGGUUUUGGAAAAGCUUCCAAGCCAAAAACCAAAUAAGACAGUGGUGUCAAGCAAACCAAGCCAUCCGAUCUUCAGUUUAUUUGGUGGUUAUCGUCGCGGUAGCAAGAAGAAAGCAACGGCUAAACCAGAGUUCUCUAGAUACCAUGAAUACCUUAAAGAAAGUGGAAUGUGGGAUUUGAAAUCUAAUACUCCUGUUAUCUACUUUAAGUAGUUGUAUAAUCUAUUUUU